AUGCACCUGACCACUGCAACGCGUCCGGACAUUGCGUUUGCUGUGGGCUAUGUGUCGCGGUUCAUGGAAAAUCCCCAAGAAGAACACUGGGUUGCAGUUAAGCGUAUCUUUCGCUACCUACAAGGCACCAAGACGCAUGGAAUUUGCUACAAGCCAAGUGCAAGGAUCGACUUCCGUGGAUAUUCGGAUGCGGAUUGGGCUGGUGAUCUUACCGACCGCAAGUCAACAUCGGGGUACACGUUCAUGCUACUCGGUGCGCCAGUCAGUUGGGGCAGCAAGAAGCAGCCAAGUGUUUCGUUGUCCACGAGUGAAGCCGAAUACAUCGCACUCAGCUUGGCGAUUCAAGAGGGCAAGUGGAUUCAUCGUCUGCUUUGUGAGAUCGUGAUGGCUGCCAAUGAAGAAGGACCGGAACUCAUGAUCCAUGAAGACAAUCAGUCGUGUAUCAAGAUGACGAAGAACCCAGUCAACCACGGCCGUGCCAAGCACAUUGAUAUCAAGUACCAUCACAUCCGUGAUGAGGUCAAGCGCGGUGAAGUGAAGCUCAAGUACUGUGAAACUGCGGUGAUGUUAGCGGACAUCAUGACGAAGGGACUUCACGGGCCACGCCACAAGGAGAUGACGGCGACUCUCGGGAUUCGUGAGCAUUCGGAUUGA
Molecule: messenger RNA, 654 nt
Organism: Peronospora matthiolae
Lineage: Eukaryota; Oomycota; Peronosporomycetes; Peronosporales; Peronosporaceae
Source: the annotation of a GenBank genome assembly